AUGGCUGCAUCAAAAAAAUCCCAAGAUUCCAUCCACAAACGCCUGAAAAUAACCAUCGAAAUGAAGCAUCAGAUUAUAAAAGAUCGAGAACGUGGCUUGAGCGUUACCGAUUUGGGCCGAAUCUACAAUCGUCCUACGUCGACAAUUUGUACGAUUCUCAAAAACAAGGAUAAGAUAAAGGAUAUAGAUGCUUCUAGAGGGGUCACCAGAAUAUCUGCACAAAGAUUACGAAUCCUGGACGACGUUGAAAGGAGUCUUUUGAUCUGGAUCAAGGACAAACAGUUGCAAGGUGAUUUGGUGAAUGAGAAUGUGAUUUGUGAAAAGGCCAAGCAGAUUUUUGCAGAACUUGUGCAAAAGACACCUGAUGUCGACCAGGAAGGUUUCAAAGGCAGCCGUGGUUGGUUCGAGAAAUUUAAAAGACGUACAGGCAUUUGCAGUUUUGGUGAAGCCUCCAAAGCUGAUACGACAGCUGCUGAUAAGUUUAUCAAAAACUUUAAAAAACUUUGUGCUGAAUUCGAGCCUCAACAAGUCUUCAACUGCAGUGCUAUGAGUUUGUUAUGGAAAAACAUUUCCAAAGCUGAAGACACCACCAAAACUGUAAACAAACAUCGUCUGUCCUUGCUUUUGUGUGCAAAUUCCAGUGGCGAUUUCAAGCUCAAACCACUACUUGUGUACAACUCCGAAACACCAGCAGAAUUUCUUAAAUACAACAUUGACAAAAACAAACUUGAUGUCAUGUGGAGGAGUCACAAAAAAUGCCUUGUGCAAUCUGAAUUGUUUGCAGACUGGUUUGAAGAAGUUUUUAGACCAUCUGUACACCUGUAUUUGGUGCAACAAAAUUUACCAGUCAAAGCCUUACUUGUACUAGAUUCAAAUUUAAGCACAAACUUACCAAAGGAUGACAAAAUCUUAAUUCUGCCUCUACCACCAAAUACUGCACCUCUGGUACAACCGAUGGACCAGACGAUUUUACCAACUUUUAAGCAACUUUACACCAAAGAAUUGUUAGAUCACUGUUUAGCAAUGGCCAAAAAAUCUAAAGUCACCCUUGAUGAAUUCAGCAAAAACCACUUCCACAUCGUAAUGUGUCUCACCAUAAUCAACAAAAUUUGGACAGAAUUUCCUAAAACAACCCUGACCUCAGCUUGGAAAAUUUUGUGGCCAGAAAUUAUUAUAGAAAACGACUGGGAAGGUUUUGAAUCUUUGCCUGUCGAACCUGUAAUUGAUGACAGGGUCACCAAUAUGGAUGAAGAUCUAGAUAUUAAAGAAGAACUCAAUGAAGAUUUUGCUCUAGAGUCUGACAAAGAUGAUGUACUACCAUCUUCUGAUGAGAUACAAGAAGUCUUAAAUGCUUGGCAAAUUGUGGAAAAUUUUGUUGGGAAAUAUCAUCCUAACCAAGAGGUUGCUAUGAGUGCUGUCAAUUUGUUCAACUAUAAUGCUGUUUCCCAUUUUCGUGAAAUUUUGGAACGUCGAUAG
This is a messenger RNA of Ctenocephalides felis (cat flea), 1476 nucleotides long. Its product is annotated as tigger transposable element-derived protein 1-like. Gene Ontology annotation, molecular function: DNA binding. The record is from RefSeq and is a predicted model, not a curated record. Lineage: Eukaryota; Metazoa; Arthropoda; Insecta; Siphonaptera; Pulicidae. The transcript has a single exon. Gene Ontology annotation, cellular component: nucleus. Bases 1 to 1476 code for a protein of 491 amino acids.